AUGCGCGUCUCUGCCGCCACGGAGGGCGCGCAGACCGCCCUGGAUGUCUCCGGCGCGCCCAGCGGACCGGACUCCCCGGCCACGGGCAAGUCCCAGCGCGGCAUUUUGGAGCAGGCCAUGACCACCGAGGAGCGCGACGCGGCGCUGCGGAUCGCCAAGGAGUCCGCGGAGGCCUCCGCGGGCGCGGCGGGGCUCGGCGAGGCGGCGCCCGCCGCGGAGGGCGGCCCGGGCUCGAAGUUCUUCGCCACGCUCGGGUACGCCAUGCUGGCGCUGGGGGCGGGCGCGACGUACGCCGGGCUGGCGUACGACCGCAAGGAGGUGGAGGACGCGGCGCAGCGCCUCCGGGACGAGGGCUCGCCGCUCGCGCCGGCCGCGGCGCUGUACGCCGAGCAGCGCGCGCGCGUCGAGAAGACCCUGGAGGACUUCUCCAACCCCCCCUCGGACCGCCUGCUCCCGGACCUGGAGCUGGACUUCGGCCCGCACGCGCCGCACGUCCGCACGCUCGUCCUGGACCUCGACCACGUCCUCGUGCACAGCUCCUGGACCCGCGGCACCGGGUGGCGCACCUUCAAGCGCCCGGGCGCCGAGGAGCUCCUGCGCGGCGCGUGGCGCCUCGGCUACGAGGUCGUGCUGUACACCGACCAGAGCAACGUGUACGCCGACCCCAUCAUGGACCGCCUCGACCCCAACCGCGAGAUCGUGCGCUACCGCCUGUACCGCGAGUCCACGCUGUACACGGGGGGGCUCCUGCGCAGCGGGAACUACGUGCGGGACCUCUCGAAGCUCAACCGGGACCCGCGGCGCGUGAUGUACGUCACCGCCACGCCGGAGUCGAUCCUGCAGAAGGACUCGUCGCUGCUGGUGUCCAAGUGGGAGGGCGAGGCGGGCGACACCGCGCUGCUCGACUUCCUGCCCUUCCUCGAGAUGCUCGCGCAGGCGCAGCCGGCGGACCUGCGGGACGUGGUGCGGAGCUACGAGGGGAAGGACGUGGUGGCGACGUUCAAGGAGCGGAUGAAGAAGCUCAAGGAGCAGCGCGGGGGGGGCUCCGGCGGGGGUGCGUCGGCAGGCGCCGGGCGGCGACGUGGGUUCGGAGGGUUCAUGUGA
Pedinophyceae sp. YPF-701 is the source of this 1104-nucleotide messenger RNA. Lineage: Eukaryota; Viridiplantae; Chlorophyta; Pedinophyceae. The record is from the annotation of a GenBank genome assembly.